This is a messenger RNA of Talaromyces amestolkiae, 786 nucleotides long. RefSeq lists its product as uncharacterized. The record is from RefSeq and is a predicted model, not a curated record. The coding region runs from base 1 to 786 and encodes 261 amino acids. The transcript has 2 exons. Lineage: Eukaryota; Fungi; Ascomycota; Eurotiomycetes; Eurotiales; Trichocomaceae.
AUGGCUAGGCCUGCCCAGCCUCGUGCACUUCUAUUUGAUGUCGGCGGAGUUUGUGUUGUUUCGCCAUUUCAGGCAAUCCUAGACUAUGAGAAAUCCAAUGGCAUACCUCCUGGAUGGAUCAACUUCAGCAUCUCACGAACAGCCCCAAAUGGCACCUGGCACAAGCUAGAGCGCGGCGAAAUACUACUAGAUGCAGAUUUCUUCAAAGGCUUCAAGCGAGAUCUUCAACAGCCUCACUUAUGGAACGAAUAUCAACAACGACUGAGACAGAAAGAUGGCAAUUCUUCUUCCACCGACGCACCUCUCCCCAACAUCGAUGCAGAGGCUCUAUUCUGGGAGAUGAUGCGAGUCUCUCGAGAACCAGAUCCAUUCAUGUUCCCAGCUCUGGGAAAAUUGAAGGCUUCUGGGAAGUUUCUGAUGGGCGCAUUAUCCAAUACAGUCAUUUUCCCACCCGGUCAUCCAUUUAGUGAAGAUAAAAUCGGGCUACGGAAACAGUUUGACUUUUUUAUUUCUUCAGCGCAUACCGGUCUCCGCAAGCCACACCCUGAUAUAUAUGCACAUGCAUUGAAAACGAUAAAUAAAAUCGCGGCACAAAAGGGUCAGCCGCCCAUAAGUGCAUCUGAGAUUGUAUUUUUGGAUGAUAUUGGGGAGAAUCUGAAGGCGGCUAAGAAGGCUGGGUUUGGAACUAUUAGGGUUGUCCUUGGGAAGUCGCAGAAUGCAGUCAAGGAGUUGGAGGAUAUCACUGGUCUUCAGCUGUUGGAUGGAGGCGACAGGCCGAAGCUAUGA